CGAAAGGUGGAUCAAAUAACUGGACAAGGAGUGCGAUCUGUUUGCAUGCCAUUCAUUUUUCUCUCUCUCAGACCACCACAGCCUUCGAAGCUCGUGCUCGAAGUACGUCCUCUUAGGAUGUGUCAAGUUUACUGAUUUUGGUGUUUUGCUAUUUUCCCAAUAAACCACCAUCUGCACUUGCAAAAAGCACCUGAUACUAACGUAUAUUCUUUCGCAUUCAUCGAUCCGUCACCUGCCAUGUCCCGAUUGCAAAUGCGCUCCAACGGUCAAAAAGACCCUGCUCAGAAUGCAUACUCUGAGCCGAUCACUCGAACGAGUGGUUCAGACAGCUUUGGAGUCCUCAAUCGCAUUCCCACUCAGUAUAACUCCUAUCAGAUAGGUGUACACGAAGCACAGGGUAUGCGUCCGACAAUGGAAGACACGCAUGCUUUCAUAGUGGAUUUUGAUUCAGUACGGGGGCAGGGAUACUUCGGUGUUUUCGAUGGCCAUGGAAACAAAUGUGUAUCGGAAUGGUGCGGGCAAGAGUUUCACAAGGUCAGUAUGAACUGGUGUCCUGUACAUGAUCGCCUGAUCGACUCUGCGCAGAUUUUUCUUAACUGCAUACACAAGAAUCCUACUCUCAACGGGCUAGACGUUCUCAAGAAGUCCUUCCUCGAAGCCGAUGAAGUCCUUGGAAAGAUGUCGGAAGGUUCCGACGAACUUGCAGAUUCCGGAUCUACUGCGGUAGUCGCGUUUCUCCGAAUCGAGGAUUCAGAUGGAUCCCAAAAUUUUCCUCAUACGGACCUUCCGGAACAUGGGAAAGUUAAAGUUCCUCCGCAGGAUGCCCAUCGUGUGUUCUACUGUGGCAAUGUAGGGGACGCGAGAGGUGUCAUGUGUCGGAACGGGACUGCUACGCGCCUUACGCAUGAUCACAAGCCGUCAGAUUCGGACGAACAAGCUCGGAUUCGAGGUGCAGGCGGGAUCGUGCUUCGAGGCCGUGUUUUUGGCACAUUGGCAGUAUCUCGAAGUCUAGGCGAUCAUAUGCGGUAUGAGUCGCUCAAGCUGAAGGACCUUGUUAUCGGCACGCCAUAUCUCUCACGAACGGAGUUGAAACAGGAUGAUGAAUUUUGUAUAAUCGCUUGUGAUGGUCUUUGGGACAUCAUUUCUGAUCAGGAUGCAGUUGAUCUGGUUCGAACCGUCGACGAUGCCGAGAAAGCCAGUCGGAUGCUGGUGGAAUAUGCUUUGAAGAACGACAAUAUGAUAAGUCGCGAUAACGUGACAGUGAUGGUGAUACGAUUCACGAAUACCAACUCUGUUGACCAUUCGAAAGGUUGAGUUUGGUGGUUUCAACUUCCUUUGGGCUCAAACUUCGUCACUGUAUGUAUAAUUUUCGGACAUUGACUUUUUUCUUUCUUUUUUUGGGUUCGCCUAAUAUUCUGAAAAUACUGUAUUCGUACGGGGCAGUGUGAACUAUUGUAGCAGUACUGGUAUGUUUACUGUACAACCUGUAUAAAGUAGGUUCAAACAAUAUUUGUCUGUACUAUGUAACGAUAAGUGGACAAUAAACGAAGUUCAAGCAGAAUUUGAGGGUGCACCCUCAUCUCAUCGCUCCAUUUGCACCCUUUUUUGAACAAUAGUUCUUCUAUACAACUGCAGUCUACACAAUGGUUGUGGUUG
Molecule: messenger RNA, 1656 nt
Organism: Lentinula edodes (shiitake mushroom)
Lineage: Eukaryota; Fungi; Basidiomycota; Agaricomycetes; Agaricales; Omphalotaceae
Product: phosphatase 2C-like domain-containing protein
Exons: 7
Coding region: 238-1314 (358 amino acids)
Biological process (GO): protein dephosphorylation
Molecular function (GO): cation binding; protein serine/threonine phosphatase activity
Source: RefSeq, a predicted model, not a curated record